AUGGCAGAAGCCAGAGUUUCUCAGGAUGAGUUCUUGUGUCCAGUGUGUCUGGAUCUCCUGAAGGAUCCAGUGGUCAUUCCCUGUGGACACAGUUACUGUAAGAGCUGUAUUACAGGCUGCUGGGAUCAGGAGGAUCAGAUGAGAGUCUACAGCUGCCCUCAGUGCAGACAGACCUUCAGUCCAAGACCUGCUUUAGCAAGAAACACCAUGCUGGCUGAAGUGGUGGAGAAACUGAAGAAGACCAAACUCUCUGCUGACUGUUACGCUGGAGCUGGAGAUGUUCAGUGUGACGUCUGUUCUGGAAGAAAAUACAAAGCCGUCAAGUCCUGUCUGGUGUGUCGGGAGUCUUACUGUCAAACUCAUUUUGAGCGGCAUGAGGAGUUUCGCUCAGAAAAACCACACAAAGUGACUGAAGCCACUGGACGACUGCAGGAGAUGAUCUGCCAGAAACAUGAGAAGAUCCUCGAGGUUUUCUGUCGCACUGAUCAGAAAUGUAUAUGUGUGCUGUGUACGAUGGAUGAACAUAAAAACCAUGACACUGUAUCAGCUGCAGCACAGAGGACAGAGAAACAGAAGCAGCUGAAGGAGACGCAGAAGACGUUCCAGCAGAGAAUCCAGCAGAGAGAGAAAGAUCUUCAGCAGCUGAGAGAGGCUUUGGAGUCUCAUAAGCGCUCUGCACAGACAGCAGUGAAGGACAGUGAGAGGAUCUUUACUGAGCUCAUCCGCUCCAUUGAGAGAAGCCGCUCUGAGCUGAUACAGCUGAUCAGAGAUCAGGAAAAGCAAGCAGUGAGUCGAGCUGAAGGACGACUGGAGCGACUGGAGCAGGAGAUCAAUGAUCUGAGGAGGAGAGACGCUGAGCUGGAGCAGCUUUCACACACACAGGAUCACAUCCAGUUCCUGCAGAGUUUCCAGUCUCUCUCAGCUCCUCCUGAAUCUACAGACGUAAAUGAUGAUCUCUUCAGUUCUCUCUCUUUUGAUGAUCUGAGAGAAUCUGUCCAUCAGCUGAGAGACAAACUGGAGGAUUUCUGCAAAGAGGAGCUCAAGAAGAUCUCAGACAGAGUCACAUUCACCAACAUUGUUCUCUGGACCAGGAAGGACUUCCUACAAUAUUCCCAUCAGCUCACUCUGGAUCUGAACACAGUGAAUAAACGCCUCCUCCUGUCUGAGAACAACAGAGUGAUUACUGACACUGACAGAGUUCAGCCGUAUCCUGAUCAUCCAGACAGAUUUGAUGGAUUGAAUUAUCAGGUGUUGUGUAGAGAGAGUGUGUGUGGACGCUGUUACUGGGAGAUUGAGUGGAGUGGAGAUAAUGGUGUGUCUAUAUCAGUGUCAUAUAAGAGCAUCAGCAGGAAGGGAGACGGUGUUGAGUGUUGGUUUGGAUCUAAUGAUCAGUCCUGGAGUUUGUUCUGCUCUCGCUCCAGAUACUCAUUUGGACACAAUAACAAAUGGACUGAUCUCUCUGUGAAGUCCAUCAUCAGGAGAAUAGGAGUGUUUGUGGAUCACGGUGCAGGAACUCUGUCCUUCUACAGCGUCUCUGACACAAUGAGCCUCAUCCACACAGUCCAGACCACAUUCACUCAGCCGCUCUAUCCUGGGUUUUGGGUUAAUGUUGGAUCAUCAGUGAAACUGUGUUGAUGAAUCAGAAUAGACUGAUGAGAGAUUCUACCCAUAAUGCUUUGA
This is a messenger RNA of Onychostoma macrolepis, 1680 nucleotides long. Its product is annotated as tripartite motif-containing protein 16-like. The coding region runs from base 1 to 1635 and encodes 544 amino acids. The transcript is spliced from 6 exons. The record is from RefSeq and is a predicted model, not a curated record. Gene Ontology annotation, molecular function: protein binding; zinc ion binding. Lineage: Eukaryota; Metazoa; Chordata; Actinopteri; Cypriniformes; Cyprinidae.